AUGGAGGUGCUUGGAGGGGAGUUUUGCGACUUGACUCCUCAGGAGUUGGCGGCUCCUGUCAACACUGUAGCGGACAAAUGGAAACUGUUGCCAGCCUUUCUGAAGGUGAAAGGCUUGGUGAAACAGCACAUUGACUCGUUCAAUUAUUUCAUCAAUGUGGAGAUAAAGAAAAUAAUGAAAGCCAAUGAGAAGAUCACUAGUGACGCUGAUCCGAUGUGGUAUCUGAGUAAAUAUCUAAAUAUCUAUGUUGGCAUGCCUGAUGUUGAAGAAAGCUUUAAUGUAACCAGACCAGUUUCUCCUCAUGAGUGUCGUCUCAGAGACAUGACCUACUCGGCGCCCAUCACAGUGGACAUAGAGUACACCCGAGGCAGUCAGAGGAUCAUACGUAAUGCUCUGCCUAUUGGGAGGAUGCCCAUCAUGCUGCGGAGCUCAAACUGUGUUCUCACAGGAAAGACGCCCAUGGAGUUUUCAAAGCUCAAUGAAUGUCCUCUAGAUCCAGGAGGUUAUUUCAUUGUAAAAGGUCAAGAAAAAGUCAUCCUGAUCCAAGAGCAGCUGUCAAAGAAUCGAAUCAUUGUGGAGCAGGACAGGAAGGGCGCAGUCGGAGCCUCAGUCACCAGCUCGACUCAUGAGAAGAAAAGCAGAACUAAUAUGAUCGUUAAACAAGGCCGUUUCUAUCUGAGACACAACACGCUGUCAGAGGACGCUCCCAUCGCCAUUAUAUUCAAGGGGAUGGGAGUGGAGAGUGACCAGGAGAUCGUACAGAUGAUCGGCACAGAGGAGAACGUCAUGGCCAGUUUUGCCCCGAGUCUCGAAGAGUGUCAGAAAGCCCAGAUCUUCACACAGACUCAGGCUUUGCGAUACCUUGGUAAUAAAGUGCGUCGGCAGCGUAUGUGGGGAGGUCCAAAGAAGACAAAGAUGGAGGAGGCCAGAGAGCUGCUGGCGUCGCUGAUUCUCACACAUGUCCCUGUCAAAGAGUUUAACUUUCGGGCCAAGUGCAUUUACCUGGCGGUGAUGGUGCGGAGAGUGAUCCUGGCUCAGGGCGACAAUAAAGUGGACGACAGAGAUUAUUAUGGAAACAAACGUCUUGAGUUGGCCGGACAGCUUCUCUCUCUGCUGUUUGAAGAUCUGUUCAAGAAGUUUAACUCUGAACUGAAGAUCGCAGACCAGAUCAUCCCCAAACAGAGAGCUGCUCAGUUCGAUGUGGUCAAGCACAUGAGGCAGGAUCAGAUCACCAACGGCAUGGUCAACGCUAUAUCCACAGGCAACUGGUCUCUGAAGAGGUUUAAAAUGGACCGUCAAGGUGUCACCCAGGUCCUGUCUCGUCUUUCUUACAUCUCGGCCCUCGGCAUGAUGACCAGGAUCUCCUCCCAGUUUGAGAAAACCAGGAAGGUCAGCGGGCCACGUUCGCUGCAGCCUUCACAGUGGGGGAUGCUGUGCCCAUCUGAUACUCCCGAGGGAGAGGCCUGUGGUCUGGUCAAGAACUUGGCUUUGAUGACCCACAUCACCACCGACAUGGAGGACGGCCCGAUCAUCAAACUGGCCUUCAACCUGGGAGUAGAAGAUGUGAACCUGCUGUGCGGAGAGGAGCUGUCGUACCCGAGCGUCUUCCUCGUCUUCCUGAACGGUAACAUUCUGGGUGUCAUACGAGAUCAUCCUAAGCUUGUCAGCACCUUCAGGCUGAUGCGCAGAGCAGGGUUUAUCAAUGAGUUCGUAUCCAUAUCCACAAAUUUGACGGAUCGCUGCGUCUAUAUUUCAUCUGAUGGAGGACGACUCUGCAGGCCGUACAUUAUAGUAAAGAAGGGGCAGCCGAUGGUGAAAAAUAAGCACAUUGAGGAUCUGUCUCAGGGCUACAGGACAUUUGAAGAUUUCCUGCAUGAGGGUUUGGUGGAGUAUCUGGACGUCAAUGAGGAGAACGACUGCCAGAUCGCUAUUUAUGAAUAUAUGAUUACCAAAGAUACAACACAUUUGGAGAUCGAGCCGUUCACACUGCUCGGGGUCUGUGCCGGCCUCAUCCCCUACCCCCACCAUAACCAGUCGCCCAGGAACACUUACCAGUGCGCUAUGGGCAAACAGGCCAUGGGAACGAUUGGCUACAACCAGAGGAACCGCAUCGACACUCUGAUGUAUCUGCUGGCGUAUCCUAUGAGGCCCAUGGUCAAAACAAAAACCAUUGAGUUGAUCGACUUUGAGAAGCUGCCUGCUGGUCAAAACGCCACCGUGGCUGUGAUGAGCUACAGCGGCUACGACAUUGAGGACGCUCUGGUCCUCAACAAAGCCUCGCUUGACAGAGGAUUUGGUCGGUGCCUCGUCUAUAAAAAUGCCAAGUGUACACUGCGGCGUUACACAAACCAGACCUUUGAUAAAGUGAUGGGACCUAUGUUGGACGCUGCCACACGAAAGCCCAUAUGGAGGCACAGCAUCCUGGACGCUGAUGGUAUCUGUUCUCCAGGUGAGAGAGUGGAAAACAAGCAGGUGUUGGUGAACAAGUCGAUGCCAACUGUCACCCAGACGCCACUGGAGGGCAGUACCCAGCCAGGCCAACCCCAGUACAGAGAUGUGCCCAUCAGCUAUAAGGGCUCGACAGACUCUUACAUAGAGAAAGUCAUGAUCUCAUCCAACGCUGAAGAUGCUUUCCUCAUCAAGAUCCUCCUGAGGCAGACCAGGAGACCUGAGAUCGGAGACAAAUUCAGCAGUCGACAUGGACAGAAAGGUGUUUGUGGCCUCAUCGUCCCACAGGAGGACAUGCCGUUCUGUGACUCUGGCAUCUGUCCAGACAUUAUCAUGAACCCUCAUGGAUAUCCCUCCAGAAUGACGGUGGGCAAGCUGAUUGAACUACUCGCUGGGAAGGCAGGGGUCCUGGACGGACGCUUUCACUAUGGUACAGCCUUCGGAGGCAGUAAGGUGAAGGACGUGUGCGAGGAUCUGAUCCGUCAUGGGUACAACUACCAGGGCAAGGACUACGUCACCUCAGGGAUCACUGGAGAACCUCUGGAGGCUUACAUCUACUUUGGACCGAUUUAUUAUCAGAAACUGAAGCACAUGGUUCUGGACAAAAUGCACGCCCGAGCCCGAGGACCGAGGGCAGUUCUCACCAGGCAGCCAACUGAGGGACGCUCCAGAGAUGGAGGUCUGCGUCUGGGUGAGAUGGAGCGUGACUGUUUGAUCGGCUACGGAGCCAGUAUGUUGCUGCUGGAGCGACUCAUGAUCUCCAGUGAUGCCUUCGAGGUGGACGUGUGCGGACAAUGUGGCCUGCUGGGAUACUCUGGAUGGUGUCACUACUGUAAGUCGUCCUGCCAUGUUUCCUCCUUGCGGAUCCCAUACGCCUGCAAACUGCUGUUCCAGGAGCUGCAAUCUAUGAACAUCAUCCCCCGACUCAAACUGUCACGCUACAACGAGUGACCAGGUCAGGGACAGAAACACAGUCUGCAUGAGUUGAACAUGUAGGGAUAGUGAACUGAUUCACACUGUUUGAAACAGAGUAAGUUGUACGAGAUGUUUGAGCUGUGAAUGGGCAGAAAGUUAAACUAAGUUUGAAUAAUUAGCAUUUUGACAUUUUUGUUAUUGUUUACAAACCAAGACAGUGUGACGCUGAGUACAUCUUUCUCUGUUCUUCAUCAUGUUUCAUUAUUUUUACUUUGUAUGUGUAAAUAAUAAACACAAAAGAUUAUUUCACAA
Sphaeramia orbicularis (orbiculate cardinalfish) is the source of this 3675-nucleotide messenger RNA. RefSeq names its product polymerase (RNA) III (DNA directed) polypeptide B (gene polr3b). The record is from RefSeq and is a predicted model, not a curated record. Lineage: Eukaryota; Metazoa; Chordata; Actinopteri; Kurtiformes; Apogonidae. Gene Ontology annotation, molecular function: ribonucleoside binding; DNA-directed RNA polymerase activity; DNA binding. Gene Ontology annotation, biological process: DNA-templated transcription.